AUGUCAUUGGUAGAUACAACUGACGCUGAAGUCCAGGAGGUGGCACCGGCGGUUGAAAGCAUUCCAACUGGAGGCGAUCUGCUCAUGCCAACCAAAGUGGAUGCGGCGUCUGAGGCUGCAGAAGUCAAAGAAGCUGCCGCUGCCGCUGACGAGGAGCCCAAGGAAGAGGAGCACACAUACUCGAGACAGAUCUCCGAACUGAUUGACGAUUUUGAUCCUCUAGCGGGAGGUGCGUCGAAAACCUCCGCUGCUAACCCCACUGCCGCCUUAAGCGACCUUAAAGGGAUCGACAUGACAUCGACGUAGGGAUUUGUGUGUAAAAACAAGUAAAAUACAAGCAUUCCGUAUGUUUAUGUAUACAC
This is a messenger RNA of Sphaeroforma arctica JP610, 362 nucleotides long. RefSeq lists its product as hypothetical. Lineage: Eukaryota; Ichthyosporea; Ichthyophonida. The record is from RefSeq and is a predicted model, not a curated record. The transcript is spliced from 2 exons. The coding region runs from base 1 to 306 and encodes 101 amino acids.